This is a messenger RNA of Petromyzon marinus (sea lamprey), 2238 nucleotides long. It is a transcript of the gene TRMT5, whose product is annotated as tRNA methyltransferase 5. Gene Ontology annotation, cellular component: mitochondrial matrix; cytoplasm. Gene Ontology annotation, biological process: mitochondrial tRNA methylation; tRNA N1-guanine methylation. The record is from RefSeq and is a predicted model, not a curated record. Gene Ontology annotation, molecular function: tRNA (guanine(37)-N1)-methyltransferase activity. NCBI's taxonomy places the organism in Eukaryota, Metazoa, Chordata, Hyperoartia, Petromyzontiformes, Petromyzontidae.
CAGAAUGUGCUGAUGACGUCACCGGAAAACAGACCCCCCCAUCUCUCGCAAGUGCCGACGGGACCGGAAGUUGUGGCAUUCGCUCAGAUGACGUCACUGAGAGCCCUCGGCAGCCGCGCCCACCACCUCCUCACCCGCGGGUCCACCCACGUGGCCGUCCACCCUCCCUCCUCAUCCUCCUCGUCAUCAACCCGCCCGGCGUCGGCCCGCACCUCCUCCUCCGCCACCGUCGGAGCGAUGACGCAAGCCGACAACCGGGCCAGCUGCCCGGAAGGCGCCGGGCAUUUUGCCCCGCCGCGCGCCGUGCGUGGCAUGACGUCGCUGGACCGCGCCGCCUUCUCGCGCCGUGUCACCGUGCCGGCCAUCGUGGUGCCGGCCGCCGCCGUCUCACGCCUCAUGCGACUGCUCAGCGCCCUCUCCCUGCGCCGGCCCGGCGUGAGGCGCGUCGUGGACGCCGGCGUUGUCGACGCCACCGCCGGCACCGGCAAAUCCGAUGCAGACGACGCCACCGCCUCCGCCAAUGACGCCGGCGCCGACGAUGGCGGCGCCGCCGCCGUCGGCGCCGGCGCCGAAGAGAACCGGCGUGGCGAUGGCGAAGGCCUCAAGUACAUCCUGCUGGACCCGGCGAGGACGAGCGUGGGAGAGGAGCCGGGCCCCACGCUGCGCGAGGCGCUGGGUGCCUGCGGCCUACCGCUGGCACGGCCCGCGGCCUACACCCUGGAGCUGGCCUACGACAACUUCCGCGCCGAGGAGGUGCUGCGCGCCGUGCUGCCCGAGGGCCGCGAGGUGCCCGCGGCCUUCAGCCGCCUCGGCCACAUCGCCCACGUCAACCUGCGCCAGCACCAGCUGCCGUACCGCCACCUCAUUGGUCAGGUGAUCAUCGACAAGAACCCAGGCGUGACGACGGUGGUGAACAAGGUGGACAUCAUUGACUCCACCUUCCGCAACUUCCACAUGGAGGUCCUCGCGGGGGAUGGCAACCUCGUCACUCAGGUGAGGGAGAACGGGCGGACCUUCGAGCUGGACUUUGCUCAGGUCUACUGGAACCCGCGCCUGGGCACGGAGCACGCUCGCGUGGUCUCGCGCCUACGCCGCGCCGACGUGCUGCUCGACGUGUUCGCCGGCGCCGGCCCCUUCGCCGUACCGGCGGCGCGCCGUGGCUGCCGCGUCCUCGCCAACGACCUGAACCCCCACGCGGCGCGCUGGCUGCUGCGCAACCUCCUCAUCAACAAGGUGCCCGGCGUUGACGUGACGGCCGGGACAGGCGCCGGUGGCGCCGCGGCAGAGCCCGAGGGCGCCAUUCCUGCCCCGCGUGUAUACAACAUGGACGGGCGCGCAUUCAUCCGCGGGCCCGUCAGGGACCUGCUGCUGCAGCUGGGCCGCGCCGCCCUAGCAGUGGACGGCGGCGGCGGCGGCGGUGGCAUCGGUGGUGAUGGUGUCAGUGGCGACGGUGUCAGUGGCGACGGUGUCAAUGUCGCUGGGGUCGGUGCUGGCGACGGCGCUGGCGACGGCGGUGCCGGCGUCGGCGGCGAUGGCGUGAGUGACGGCAUCGAUGGUGUCGGCGUUGGUAGCGCGAGUGCCAGCGGUGUUACCGGCGACGGUAAGAGUCUCGCUAUCGGCGACGUUGGCGCCCCGCCGGCCAUCCACAUCACCAUGAACCUGCCGGCGCUGGCGCUCGACUUCCUGUCGGAGUUCCCGGGGCUGCUGGCGGACGAGGGCGGCGGCGGCGCGGCGGCGGCGGCGGCGCUGGCGGCGUCGCACCGCGGCCCCACGGUGCACCUGUACGCGUUCUCGCGCUCGCCCGACCCGGCCGCCGACGUGCGGGCCCGCGCCGAGGCGGCGCUGGGCGGCGCCGCGCUGCCCGCCGGCGGCCUGCACCACGUGCGCAACGUGGCGCCCGGCAAGGAGAUGAUGCGCUUCAGCUUCGCGCUGCCCGCCGCCUUGCUGGCCGGGGAGAGGGCGGCGACGCCGGCGGCCGCCGCGCCGGGCCACGGGCGGCGGGAAGAGGAGGAGGAGGCGGCGGCGGCGACGGCGCUGGCGGCGCCUCGGGAGCUCGCAGGGGGGGCGCGCGGCGAGGAGGGGGGCAGAGACGCCGUCGCCGCGGACGGCGGCGAAGAGCGGCGGGACGGGGGGCCGCCCCCCAAGCGAGCGAGGACGGUCGACGACGGGAGUCCGGGGGGUCCCGGCGGGGUCACGACCUCCGCGUGACUCGGAGGCGGUGGGGGUAGGGCGGGAAGU